AUGGAAAUUGCUGCCUGUCCAAAAGUUCUUCUACUCGACGAGCCAACAUCGGGUUUAGAUACAGUAGCAUGUGAUGAUCUAUUCGACUUGUUACAAUUGAUAAAACAUAGUGCAGCUGGACCAGUAACCAUUAUUAUGGUCAUUCAUCAACCAAGUCAAGAAUUAUACGAAAAAAUUGAUGAUAUUUUCUUUUUGACUCCGUUAUGUUGUUUGGCUUAUCAAGGUCCACGAGAACAAGCAAAAGAAUAUUUGGAAAAAAUCAUCUUUUCUGAUUCACAACAGCGUCCUCCACCUCGCCACAACGAUUGCGAUACUUGUUUUAUAAUGCUUACGAAAGCACAGAAUCAUAUCGAUAAUUAUUCAGUAGAAAGAAAAAGAAGCAAGCAGACACUUGCUAUAAUAUCAUGUAAUAAACGAGCCUGGUUACCAUUCUAUUAUGUAAUGUCACGUUCGGUACUGCAGAAUUAUAUACGUAGUGCCAUUGCUGAAGCCACCUAUUUAUUUUCUUAUUUUUUACUUGGCGCCUGUCUCGGUUAUUUAUUCGAAAAUAAACAACAAGGCACGUGUGAUAUUCAAGUUUUGCCUACAAUCUAUUUUCUCAUUACAUUGGCUUUCGGCAUUUUGACAUGUAUAUCUAGUCAACGUCUGUUUGGUAUCGAGAUAACUGAUCGAACUUACGAACGAGAAAGUCGAAGUUAUUUUCAUCCAUUUCAAUAUUGGCUUGCAAAGAGUUUGGUUGAUACUUUUCGAUUGAUCUUAUAUCCACUACUCUUUCUAAGUAUGCUUUAUAUUGCAAUUGUUCCACGCGGUCCGUUUUCGUACUAUCUCAGCGUGAUGAUACUUCUUUCAUUUGUUUGCUCAGGCAUUGGCCAAUUAACUUCAGUGAUUUUCAAUCGCACUGAAUUCGCUUAUCUUGCCGGUACCAUUAUUGCUCUCGUAUCCUGUCUCUUGUCAGGCUUUAGUCCAACCAAGAGUGAGCUUGGUCAUGGAAGUUUUAUCGUAACUCUUUCUUUUUCACGGCAUAUACAAAAUUUACUAUUUCGUCACGAAACGACACAGUACCUCAAAGGAGGUACUAAUAGCACGGAAUUUUUUUCACAUCAAAUACAAGAUUUAUUAUUUCGUCACGAAGCGACAUUUUACGCUAACAAAGCUCCUAACAGCACGCAACAUUUAUGGUCAACUUCGGUUGAUGGUCUUCGAACUUAUUAUUCGUUUAGCGACAGUGAAAAUCCAUAUUUUUGGCUUAUCUUCAUGGGAUUAAUUUUUCGUGCACUCACCUUUUUAUUUCUCUAUGGUAAAUCAGAAUAUAGGUCACAAGCUCGCUACAGUAUGACACAUAUUCGGCGCACGUUAAAGUGUUUAUUCAGUUGCGAGCCAUGUCGCAAAGACUAG
Messenger RNA from Rotaria sp. Silwood2, 1395 nucleotides. NCBI's taxonomy places the organism in Eukaryota, Metazoa, Rotifera, Eurotatoria, Philodinida, Philodinidae. The record is from the annotation of a GenBank genome assembly.